GCGGCGUCAACACUGUCGCCCGUGUGUAAUGAUGAUGCUCAACAUGGGGCUACUAAGGUCUGCUCUCGUCAUCUCUUUCUUUUCUACUAUAUACACCAGAGAAUGGAACACCCACGAAUAUAUGAUAAGAGAACAUUCGUUGGUGAAACCCUAUCAAGGUUUGGGUACAUCUAUCCCAUAUUGGGAUUUUCUUGGAAGCACCAUGGUGACCAACAACUAUAUUAGACUAACGGCUGAUGCUCAGAGUUUACGUGGAGCAAUAUGGAACAAAGCGCCUUGCUAUCUACGGAACUGGGAGAUGCAAAUUCAUUUUAAGGUUCAUGGCCGUGGGAAGGAUUUGUUUGGAGAUGGAUUUGUUUUCUGGUAUGUGAAAGAACCCAUGCAGGAGGGUGAUGUGUUUGGUAGCAAGGACUUCUUCACUGGACUGGCAGUGGUCAUGGACACCUAUAGUAACCACAAUGGUCCACAUAAUCAUGGCCAUCCAUACAUCUCAGCUAUGGUCAACAAUGGCACUCUACACUACGACCACGACCGUGAUGGUACUCACACCCAGUUGUCGUCAGGCUGCGUUUCAAAAUUCAGAAAUUUGGAUCAUGAUACAUAUAUUUCCAUCCAGUAUGUCCACGACACACUAACAGUGAUGACUGACAUUGAAAAUAAGCAAGUAUUCAAGGAAUGUUUCUCAGUAGCCGGGGUAAAGCUGCCACUGGGUUAUUUUCUUGGAGUGUCUGCUGCUACCGGUGACCUCACAGAUGGACACGACAUCAUCUCACUUAAGAUGUAUGACCUAUCUACUCCUGAUGAUGACAUUCUUGAGGAUCGGAUCAACAUUAUGCCUUCUGCUUCUUUCUUUGAGCCUCCAAGAGAUCAUGUCGAAGACCCCAAACCAUCAUCCUUGACUACUUGGAAGAAGGUAGUACUUCUUGUCUUUGGUGUGAUUACCAUCUGUGGGUGUGUAUUCAUAGGUGGCUUGUUCUACACCAAGCAGAAGGAACAACAGCGCAAAAGGUUUUACUAAACCAGUUUUUACUUCUGUUGUUUAAGAAUUCUCUUUAAGUUUAAUGGAAACAUGAAGUAAAACACAGAGUCCUGCUUGUCUUUAA
This is a messenger RNA of Homarus americanus (American lobster), 1103 nucleotides long. RefSeq names its product vesicular integral-membrane protein VIP36-like. Gene Ontology annotation, molecular function: D-mannose binding. Gene Ontology annotation, cellular component: COPII-coated ER to Golgi transport vesicle; endoplasmic reticulum-Golgi intermediate compartment; Golgi membrane. NCBI's taxonomy places the organism in Eukaryota, Metazoa, Arthropoda, Malacostraca, Decapoda, Nephropidae. The record is from RefSeq and is a predicted model, not a curated record. The transcript is spliced from 7 exons. The coding region runs from base 29 to 1018 and encodes 329 amino acids. Gene Ontology annotation, biological process: Golgi organization; endoplasmic reticulum to Golgi vesicle-mediated transport; endoplasmic reticulum organization.